GGAUUUAUGUUUUGGGACGAAUCCACGUCACCAAAAAUAUACUUCUUGUUUUGAGCCAUUUUUUAGCAGAUAGUUUUAUUUGUAAAUGAAAAUAACUAGUAGUAUUUACUAAAAUUAAUCGUUCAAUAAGCUUUAUUAGCAUUUUCGUAGUUUUAUUGUUUUCCAUCGCAAAAAGAAAAGGAAAAAAAAGAAAGGACAGGAAGAAAGAGGUUCGAGAAACCCCCAGAGUAGGGCUUGGAACCAACUAAACCCGGAGAGAUAGAGUCGAAAUCAGAGUAAAAUUGGAGCUCAACGACGAUAGCACAAACAACGAAAGAGAGAGAGAGAGAGAGAGAGAGAGAGAGAGAGAGAGAGAGAGAGAGAGUAUGGAGGAGGAGGAGGAGGAGGCCAUAGGCUCUUCAGCUAAUCCGCUUUUGGUCUUCAAAUCAUCUUCUCCAAGCCCUACCCCUGCUGCUAGUUCUGCAUGGGCAUCAUCCCCUGCUGUGCCAGUGAAUGCUGGAAGUAUAGACUGGUUGGAUCAUGGACAAGGGUCCAAAGCAGGUUCUCUAUCUCGCAUUGGUUCGCAGAACCUUCGGACUUUGCUGAGCACAAGUGCUGGUGGUUCUGACCUUGGAUCAUCACAGCCUUCAUGCAGACCGUGGGAAAGGGGGGAUUUACUGAGACGUCUUUCUACUUUCAAGCCUGCAAAUUGGUGUGGGAAGCCAAAGGCUGCAAGUUCGUUGAAUUGUGCUAGAAGAGGCUGGGUAAAUUUUGCUGUUGAUAAGAUUGAGUGUGAAUCAUGUGGUGCAAACCUGCAGUUUGUUUUAUCAGCUUCCUGGACACCUACAGAAGGUGAAGGUGCUGCAGAAGACUUUGCCAAGCAGCUAGAUGCAGCGCACAAAGUCAGUUGUCCUUGGAGAGGAAAUAGCGGCGCAGAAAGCUUGGAUUCUUAUUUUAUAUCAUCAGGACAUGCUGAUUUGCUUACACGACGAUACGAGGAACUGGGUAUAGAACCCGAAGACUUCGUGGGCCAGGAUAUGUACUUUGGGUCCUUUCUAAAGUGUUGUGAGUUUGAAAGGACUUCCUUUAUUGACUCUAUAGUACGGAGUAGGGUUACAGUUACUCAGGAUAGGGAUAAAGUCAACGUGAGAGCAAUAGUGAGGUGUAGUUGGCUGGCUCCCCCUGUGGACUUUGUUCAACUAUGCACCGAUGCAGCAUAUGUGAAGGCGACGGGGUUGGGGGGAGGAGGAGGAGUCCUUAGGGACCACACAGGGCGUGUCCUUGAACUUUUUAGUCUGGAGUUCUCGGGACUCUUGAGCGUAGAGGAGGCAGAGUUUCGAGCCUUUCAGUAUGGCCUCUCGUUCGUUGCCAAGUACAGUUUCAGGAGGAUUGUAAUAGCUUCUGACUGUCUCAAGCUUGUGCAGGCCCUUCAAGGCCACUUGUCGGUGCCAGAGAUUGACGGUGCUCCGAGGGAAUUGGACUUUGCUUCGCUUGAGGACUACACUGUAGUCCAUAUGCCCAGAGAUGCCAACGAAGCUGCUCAUAUUUUGGCGAAAUGUGGUUUGGACUUGCACGGUUUAGGGGCUCUGGCGCGUGAGAGUAGGAAAAGAUAUUCGUUCAGACAGGCUAGACAGAUCUGCAGAAAGGAUGCUACGAAUUUUGCCCAUUUUAGGGUUUAUUUUGUUGAUGAAGAGGAGGCAAGAAAUGGCCGUUCAGUCAAGACUUGUCCAGCGAGUUCGUCUCAAGUGGUGCAUCCUCGCUCGUCCUUGGUGCAGCAACGGAAUUAUCACUCAAGGAGCGGGAAGGUCGACUCUUUCAGUGCUGGAAAUGAUUUGUCUGCAGAGUCUUGUCGGCGUGGGCAUGAAAUAACUGUUAAUAUGGCUUUGCUUGUCAACUCUGAUCAGGGAAAUAAUGGGCUGCCUCCCUUUACUUCAUUUGAUGCUACUGGUUUACCUUCAGAGCUGCUUAGGGAGGUACGCCAUGCUGGGUUCUCUGCAUCUACCCCUAUACAGGUGCAAUCAUGGCCGAUUGCUCUUCAAGAUCUUGACAUUGUAACUGUUGCCAAGCCAGGUUCGGGUAAAACCUUGGGUUACUUGUUUCCAGGAUCUAUUCAUCCCAGUCGCUGGCGUAAUAAUCCUCAGAUGGGUCCAAGUGUUUUGGUUUUGUCGCCAACAAGAGAGUUGGCCACACAGAUUCAGGAUGAAGCUGUGCAGUUUGGGAAGUCAUCACAAAUAUCUUGCACUAUAGGAAUCAUUACUGGCGGUGGUUAUUGGUAUUCGUGGCCAACUUAUCCUGUACAAAAAACCCCUAUUUUAUCCUCCAUGAAGAAUUCUUGUUAUUCCCCAAGUUGGGAUGUUCAAGUGAACAAGCAAAUGAAAACAAUGGAGCAGGGUUUGCCCAAAUUUCUUUCAAGGGAGAAGCUUGCGUACAUUGCAAUGUUGAUCAAGAGGGGGUUUAGAAGAGCUUCAUUCUUGUAGGUGGCGUUUUUGGAGGUAUCGCUAUUAUUUUUUAUGAGCACUUCAAUGCCGGUCUCUUUUGGCCAUAUUCAUUGCAAAAUUUCAUUCCAUGGUUCCGAGAUGCAAUCAGAGCAAACAUUAUUGCAGAGCUAGUCCUAAGUGGACUGUUUUUCCUUCUUUUCCGCGGUGUUGUACGAAGACCUUAGAUUAGUAGCCUGGGGACUAAAAAUAGAAUUGACAUUCCCAUUUAGAAUGAAGUUGUGGUCAUCAGCAACUCUUGCUUCGACAUUUUUAAUCUACCUAUGUAUGGGAUUGUUUGGCUAUUGGUUAUUCGCUCAUCAUGGAGGUUAUUCUAAUUGCUGGACCGGUGUUCAAGCUGUUUGAUA
Molecule: messenger RNA, 2821 nt
Organism: Rhododendron vialii
Lineage: Eukaryota; Viridiplantae; Streptophyta; Magnoliopsida; Ericales; Ericaceae
Exons: 12
Coding region: 366-2456 (696 amino acids)
Cellular component (GO): nucleus
Molecular function (GO): zinc ion binding; RNA helicase activity; ATP binding
Source: RefSeq, a predicted model, not a curated record